Rhinolophus ferrumequinum (greater horseshoe bat) is the source of this 2900-nucleotide messenger RNA. It is a transcript of the gene DOK1, whose product is annotated as docking protein 1. NCBI's taxonomy places the organism in Eukaryota, Metazoa, Chordata, Mammalia, Chiroptera, Rhinolophidae. Gene Ontology annotation, biological process: cell surface receptor protein tyrosine kinase signaling pathway; positive regulation of MAPK cascade. Gene Ontology annotation, cellular component: cytoplasm. The coding region runs from base 76 to 1527 and encodes 483 amino acids. The record is from RefSeq and is a predicted model, not a curated record. The transcript is spliced from 5 exons.
GGCCCCGCCCCGCCCCGCCCCCGCCCCGCCCUCAGGCCUCAGGGCCAGGAAGCGCGGAAAGAACCGCCCGGGGCCAUGGACGGGUCUGUGAUGGAAGGGCCGCUCUUUUUGCAGAGUCAGCGUUUCGGUACCAAGAGGUGGAGGAAGACCUGGGCCGUGCUCUACCCGGCCAGCGCCCACGGCGUAGCGCGCCUCGAGUUCUUUGACCACAAAGGGUCGAGCUCUGGAGCGGGCCGAGGGGGCUCGCGCCGCCUGGACUGCAAGGUGAUCCGUUUGGCCGAGUGUGUGAGCGUGGCGCCGGUGGCCGUGGAGAGUCCCCCGGAGCCUGGCGCCAUCGCCUUCCGCCUGGACACUGCACAGCGCUCCCACCUGCUGGCGGCCGACGCGCCGUCCAGCGCCGCCUGGGUGCAAACGCUGUGCCUAAACGCCUUUCCGAAAGGCAGCCGGCCUCUGGCGCCUGCCGAGAACCCACCCAAGCUUUCUGCCCUGGAGAUGCUGGAGAACUCGCUGUAUAGCCCCACCUGGGAAGGAUCCCAGUUCUGGGUCACUGUGCAGAGGACUGAAGCGGCGGAUCGCUGUGGCCUGCAUGGCUCCUAUGUGCUGCGAGUGGAGACUGAGAGGCUGGCUCUCCUGACCGUGGGAGCUCAGAGUCAGAUACUGGAGCCACUCCUCUCCUGGCCCUAUACUCUGUUGCGUCGCUAUGGAAGGGAUAAGGUUAUGUUCUCCUUUGAGGCUGGCCGCCGCUGCCCCUCUGGCCCUGGAACCUUCACCUUCCAGACGGCACAAGGAAAUGACAUAUUUCAGGCAGUUGAGACAGCUAUCCAGCUGCAGAAGACCCAGGGCAAGGCUGGUCAGGGGCAGGAGGUCCUCAGAGCUGACUCCCAAGAAGAAGUGGCAGAGGGGAAGCUGGCUUCCCUCCCUGGCACCCAGGAGCUCCCCGGCAGCCUUCCAGCCCUGUAUGCUGAACCCUUAGACUCCCUGCGCAUUCCUCCAGGUCCUUCCCAGGAUUCCCUAUAUUCAGACCCCCUGGACAGCACCCCUGCACAGGCAGGGGAGGAGGCACAGUUAAAGAAAACUAUCUAUUGGGACUUGUAUGAGCAUGUGCAGCAGCAGUUACUGAAGACCAAGCUGAGAGACCCCAAAGAGGACCCCAUCUAUGAUGAACCUGAGGGCCGGGCCCCGGCCGCUCUCCGGGGUCUUUAUGAUCUGCCUCAGGAGCCCAAGGAUGCAUGGUGGUGCCAGGCUCGGGCGAAGGAGGAGGGCUACGAGCUCCCCUACAACCCUGCCACUGACGACUAUGCCGUGCCACCCCCUCGGAGCACGAAGCCCCUCCCAGCUCCCAAGCCCCAGGGCCUGGCCUUCCCUGAAUCUGGUGCUGCAACUGGCAGUGGCAGCAAAGACCACAGCUUAUCAGACACUGCCCUGUACAGCCAAGUCCAGAAGAGCAGGGCCUCAGGGAGCUGGGACUAUGGGCUCCCUAGAACAGGGGCCGACAGGACUGGGGUCAAAUCAGAAGGCUCCACAUGAGAAGUAGGGCAACGCUGGGGUUGCUGAUAGGAGGACCAUGGGGAUCAAAGAAACCUGUUAGAACCAGUGGAAACCAGAGGGCUGGAGGGCCUGUGUGAGAGUAGGGGACAGACGGAUCAGGGGAGUCAAGGGAAAGAUGAAUCUCCAGAAGCUCUGGAAGUGAAUCCCCAGAAGCUCUGGGACAGAUGGCAGGGGCUCAGCAUCCCUAAAGCAUUCCCCCCAAAAGGAACGGACAGCUGCUGGACCAGGUCUAUGGAAAGUGCUUGCUCAGAGUAGGAACAGUUGGAGGGGCCAGCUUGGAGGCUGUAGGGAGAUGCUGGACUGCCUGGAUCCUUUCCCCUGCAUUGUCCUUUGCCAGAGAUUUAUUUUUAAAAAGUUUUAUUCUCAUUAAAGUCAGUUUGGGUUUAAGAGGUCUAUGUGUGUGAAUAGUCACAGGGGACACAGAGGCAGGGUGUGCUAGGUGGAUAUGGAAGGGAUCAGGAGGAGAACCAGGAAUGUGUUGGAGGCCUUGGAAGGAGGUAAGGGCCCCAGGGAGGGGAGCUGAGCAGGCGGCUGUUCAGAGCCUGGGUGGUCCAUCUGGUCCACCUGGGCUUGACCCUAUCUCUGUGACCCCAGGGGAGUUGUUUAACAUCUACAACCUUCACUUCCCCUGCUGCCCCUUUGUAAACUGGGAAAACUUAGUAACAGGCUCUAUGCCUCGGGUGUUUGUAUGAAAGGAGUUAAAUUUCUCAGGUACUUAGUGCAAUUUGAAGCACAGAGUAAACAUUCUAUAAAUGGUAGUUGUUACUCUGUAGGCUUCUGAGGAGGCUUUGCUGGCUGAUGGGAAGGUAGGCAGGUGUGAGGAGAGUGGAAUAGGAAGGGAAUAAGUUUUUCACAUCAUCCUCUCCCCUGUUCUCAGCCGUAUGACACCCCACCCCCAUUUGCAUGCAGGCACCAACCACUUUUCUGUUUGGAGUCUGAAGGGAACUACAGUGUGGUGGGUGUAGUGAGAGGGGCAUGGAUUUGGAAUCAGGCUUGGAUUUCAAUCCUGCUUGUUUUUCAUCAGCUCUGAAAACCACAUCCUUGUCUCCUGAGCCCCAAUUUCCUGAAGAUCACCCAGCCUCAUUCACCUGCUUAGGCAGAGCUACAAGGACAAAUUCGGACCAGGAGUGAUCCUAACCAUGGGGUUAGCUCAUUGGGUGUUUAAUCUUCAUCUGUGUUCACAGUGUCAGGUGACCCAAAAGAAAAAAACGAGUCCUUGCCUGGAGGAGGGAGAGGUCGGGUAUGUCUCUUCUAGGCUGAGGAGUGGGCGGUGGCAGCACAGGACAGAGGAGGGGAAGCUCUGCUUCUGUUAUGCAGAGCUCACCGAGGCCCAGGUGGACAGAAGGCAAGUG